UCGAUGAUGUGAUCUCCAAGAUGGACAGACACUGGAGACUACUUGACGUCAGGGAUCAUGGACCCUUCUUUUAUGUGGGAGGAUCAAAUGGAGCAGAUCUAGUUGCUAAUUACUGCGAGAUCAAGGGAUGGAAGAGAAUCUAUGACAACAACCGGGGGGACUAUUUAUUCAAAUGGUCUGAGCACAAAAUGGCUAUCAACUACCAGAACUUCCAACCAGGUAGGCAGAUUCUCAGCCAGAUCCCAAACAACAGGAUACUGACCACUAAAGUAGGUCUCUGCACUUCCCUCAAGGAGUAUGAGAGAGUAGCAAUGAAAUAUUCAAAGGGCGUGAAUUCACAUAAGACCAUCAAGUUAGUUGAGUUUUUCCCCGAGUCGUACCGCAUGGAUGUGAAAAGUGAGCGACAGGCUUUCUUUGAUGCCUACAAAGCAGGUCAGAUUUGGAUUUGUAAACCUGGCAAUUUACAAGAGGGACGAGGAAUCUUCCUCCUAAGGUCUGUGAAUGAUGUGAAAGUACUCCGUGAAAAGCUGCAAAGUGUGGAACAGAACCCACUGCUCAAGCCUACACAGUAUAAUUCCAUCGUCCACAGGGUGGUGCAGAGAUACAUCAGCCGACCACUACUUCUAGAUGGCAGGAAGUUUGACGUCCGUUCCUUCUUCCUGAUUGCCUGCACCUCACCAUAUAUGGCCUUCUUUCACCAUGGUUACGCCAAGUCAACCUGCAACAUAUAUAACCCAGCUUCUGAUGACCUGACAUGUCACCUGACCAAUCAGUUCAUUCAAAGAAAGAACCCUAGGUACAAGGACAUGAAGGAAGACACGAUCUGGUCAAUGGAACGCUUGAAUGACUACAUUAAUGAGAAGUACAUGGAAUCGAAACAUCUCCCAAAGGAUUGGGUCUUCAUUGAUUUUACAAGGAGAAUGCAGGAGAUUAUGAGAACUUGUUUAAACUGUGCCAAGACCAAACUGGACUCAAAAUUGGGCUUCUUUGACCUCAUGGGCUGUGACUUUAUUAUUGAUCAAAAUUUCAAGGUCUGGUUACUGGAGAUAAACGCCAACCCAUCCCUACAGAGACACUCUUCUGUACUCCAAUCUCUCAUUCCCCGGCUGGUCUAUGAGACUCUUGAUGUAGUAAUUGAGAUAUUCAAGAAAAGCAGGAAAGGGUUGCUCACCUUACCACUUGAGUCACAAAGAGAGUUUGUGCUGAUCUACAAUGGCAUGCAAAGGCGACAGAGGUCAAUACCAGGGAGAGAAGAUAAGAUUUCCCCUAUGCUUCUUAAACAAACUUCACAGCCAAAAUAUUUGGUGAAAAAUCCUGUCAGAAAGCAAGAAGAGUCUCAGUCAAUCUCGGACCAUGAACAAGUUGAAAGGAAAAGCCUUCAGAAGGUGUCCUGCCCACCACCUGGUGGACAGCUGCCAAAUGUUACCCAGAUCCAGAGCCUGUCCUGUAAGACACACGUGCUGAAUGCCAACAACCCAGCAUACUUGAAAGAGUGGAGAACUGAGGCUGAAGCCCUGAUGAUCCCCAUGCCAGCUGUUCCUCCGUUCAACAGAAAAUUCACACAGAUAGCUCAGAAAAGAGCAAGUCUGGACAGUAAUCUAUUCCUCAAGUAGAGAGCACAUUUUGCUUCCAGUCCCCAAACCAUGCAGGACAACACAGUGAAGCUUAGAACUGAUAGCAAGCUACCUUCAUAACAUGAGGAGAGUUGGUUUGAGUCAGGCUGCAAGAGUGCGGCGAUACACUUUCUGCACUAAAUACAAAACACAA
Molecule: messenger RNA, 1767 nt
Organism: Hypanus sabinus (Atlantic stingray)
Lineage: Eukaryota; Metazoa; Chordata; Chondrichthyes; Myliobatiformes; Dasyatidae
Product: protein polyglycylase TTLL10-like
Exons: 10
Coding region: 21-1613 (530 amino acids)
Biological process (GO): protein modification process
Source: RefSeq, a predicted model, not a curated record